Molecule: messenger RNA, 2940 nt
Organism: Fusarium redolens
Lineage: Eukaryota; Fungi; Ascomycota; Sordariomycetes; Hypocreales; Nectriaceae
Exons: 6
Coding region: 1-2766 (921 amino acids)
Source: RefSeq, a predicted model, not a curated record
AUGACUGACUCACAGAUGCAGGAUUGGGCGUCGCUACUUACAGACGUCAUUGCGCGGGGAUAUGAUCCUUUUUCCCAUUCCAAGUUUCACCACUUCACAGGAAACUUGAAGUAUAUUCUAUCAAAUUUUGAUGACCCUGACGAUGCUUGGUGCUGCGCAUGCCGCUGGAUCGAUAUGUUGGAACAAGCCCAGGUCGAUGUUCCAAGAUAUCUGGAGGUUGCGACAAAAUAUUGUUUUGCUAAUUGGGUUGAAAGUGAGGUCUGGAGUGUUAAUGGGCGCCAAGAAUCGGCCAUCCGACGAGUGCUCCUCCCAGGGCAUCAUAAUGGACGAAUUAUCCCGUAUUGGAUCGAACGUGCCGACAGCUCAUGCCCGAUACACGAAUUGUUAAAUGAGUUCCCAAGCUUACGACGUAUAGACACAAUGUUGGGAUGGGGCGGCUGGAGUGCGCAUGUCAAUCGGUAUCGACGUUGGAAGACUAAAGGGAAUCUUACUGCAUGGGACCUAGCGAUGAGCUUUUGGCCAAUUGCGCCUUCUCUUGAUGGUCGGGUUUUAGAAGACUACAGUUACGACGAAGAUGACACGAUGGCGGACCAUGUUGAAUUAACAGUGUGGGCUAAUCGAGUUAUUGAUUUGAGAGAGCGUCGCUUUGAACGAAAAGCGCGGCGUAGGCUUCAAAAGCUUAAUGGCAGAGGAAACGGAUGGAAAACAAUGCCUGGAGCAUGGACAAGCAUUCUGCGCAGCCCAAUUUCUCUCAUUGCCAACAUCAAAAGACUUUCCACCAUCCGGCCUGCAAGUUCUCCACCUUCAACAAUAUUCUUACACAUUAUGGACCCUGCCUCUCUAAGCUUUGGAAUUGUGUCCCUAGCGAUGCAGCUAGUGCAGACAGCAAAAGCCGUCAAGGAAUACAUUGCAGCCUACAAGUCAGCGACAAAAGAGCUCGAAACUCUCGCCGACAAGCUUGACGAUAUCGAGACUAUCUGCUGCUCCUUGGAAAUUAUUCUUUCAGACGUUGGAACACAAACAUUCAACCCGUUGGAAAUCAAUCUACUCAAGAAGUUGCGCCGUAUCAUCCAGCAAUGUUUAUCCAAAGUCUCAGAUAUUCACAACAUUCUCGAUACAAUCUCAAGAAUGCAAAAGAAUACCCGGAAUCCUUUGAAGACUAUUGGAGCUCUAUUUCUGCGCUAUAAAGAUCAAAUCCGCCUCGCCACGAACGGACUGGGCCGUUGCCUUUCUUCACUUCAGUUACAUAUGACGGCCAAUAUCCUGUAUGAACCACCGAAGCCACCAAGUGUCAGAGGUCUUGAGCCAUGCGAUAAGCGUCAAACACGUCGAAAAAGCCCAGAAACUGUCGUCGAUACAUGGAGACAGGCGUGGAGUGCGAAGUCUUUUAUACAAUGGACAAGAAGAACAACAAAGGAAGAAAUCUCAUUAGACCCAAGCUCAUCGACAAUUCAGGAUGAUUCUAUAUUCACGAUAGGCUCUUCAUUGCUGAACUUGUACGUCAAAGUAUCACUGCGAUGUGGCAACUUGGCUCCAUUUUGUAUCACUCUACAGAUGCCACGAGUUAUUUAUUUCCAGGAAGGUCAGCGCCAAAUUGCCGACAAAGUUGAAUCGGCCUUUAUGGAAGAUAACUUAAGCCAAAUUCAGGCUUUCUUUACUCAAGGCAUUCUGACACCUGCAACGGUCAUUGCCUGGGGUGAAUAUGAUCCUGAUAACGAGACCUCUCUUUUGGGCCUAGCAGCUUUGACGAAAUCUCGUUCAAUUCUCAAAUUUCUUGUAGCGCAAACUUUUGACGUAUCCAACAGAAACCAUAUUGGAGGCGCAAGAUAUCUAUAUGCUUUUAAUGGCGAUGAUGGUCCCAGAUGCGUCCUGGAAUAUAUAAACAUACGACAAGACUCCAUCUUGGCAUCUGAAUUUCAUAUGAUCUUGCGAGGUAUUGUAGAUCCAUACAACGCCCAGAUAUGCGUAGAAGCAUGCAAGCCUCAUUUCUCUAGCAACAUGCUGGCUUUCAAUACUGCGGUCUGGAGGUACGCCAUGAAGCAGUUCAAGCACGAUUUAGCAGUGAACAUCGAAGGAUGGGCAGGCCUUGUUACAGACUGUGUUUCUAGGGGCUUGGAUAUCCAUCAACAGCUUCGAUCCGACACAGAUUUCAGUGCCUUGAAAGAUAUCUUGUUUUACAACUGGGACACUGACAAGAUAUUGGAACAUGUGCAUCGCUGGAUAGACAUUUUGGAUGAAGCCGGCGUCAACAUUAAGGAAUACCUCAUGGUCGAGACGGAGUGUUGUUUCGCGACGUGGCGCGAUAUACCGUAUUGGAAUAGCAAGAACAUUGAUUCUUCAAACUACAGUCGCGCUCUCUUCAUCAAAGAGUCGAGAGGCAGACAAUUCCCAUUCUGGGCCCUCUCCAUCCAGGACGAAUGCCCUGUCAAGGAGCUGUUAACAGAACAUCAACACUUUGCGAUCCCGCUCACAUUUUACCAAGGAGGGUCGACACAAGCUUAUAUUGCGCAGCAUGAUGCUUGGAAGGAACAACAGACCUUAGGGGUUCCGGACGGAUCAGACAUACAUCGAAAAGGAUGGCCCUUCUGGCUUCCUCUUCGCCAUUACAACGAUUACAGUGCGGAAGAGGCGGAAUGGGUGGAUCGGGAAUUGCAAUUAGCCCAAACCCGGUUUGGCAGAAGGCAAAAGCUCAAGCAAGGGAAAGUUGGACAUCAUAGGCAGAAACAGCGGAUGCCAAUGCCGGGAACUUGGGUAGAAGAUGUUUGACGUUUGAAUAGAGGAUUGGAUCGAAAGUUUUAUAAGUAUAUAUCGUUAUUGCUAGUAUGUGAAUAAUGAGAUGGAUUACGGGCUCACAAAAGUAAUUACCUCACUAGAUUCUUUCAAUAUCCAAGUCCAUUGUAAUUAACCUGAAACCAGUAUACAACUCAAUUUUCGCUGCAU